Molecule: messenger RNA, 9267 nt
Organism: Coregonus sp. 'balchen'
Lineage: Eukaryota; Metazoa; Chordata; Actinopteri; Salmoniformes; Salmonidae
Source: the annotation of a GenBank genome assembly
GCGAAGCACUCCAGUUCUAAACAACCUCGUAAACCUCUGCAGGAGCCGAAGAUCACAAGGUGAGUAUGGACAGAUCAGUCUAUUAACAUUCAUUUACAUACAGGGGAUAUGUGAAAGCGCCCUUAAUUACAAUCUCCCACUUACAUGUCUUCAUUCACAAUGAAGGGUGUAGUAUUGCCCAAUGUGUUCUGUUUUAUUAUGUAAAUCAGUGGUCAACUUGUAUAAUUUGCUGCCAUUCGAAAAUGCUUCCAGUUUAGCAAUCAUCUGAUUUUAUCAUGUUUUAACAAUGCAUUUGUUGGUUAAAGUUAGAUAUUCUUCUGUCUUUCCUUUAUCAGUUCUGGGAGUUUAAAAGCUGCCUCGGACAACGACCAUGCAGAUGUGGAGACCAAAGGUGUAGACGUGGUAAGAACCACAGACUAUAUCCUGAGAUCUGUAUGCAAUGACGAGAUGCUCAUGUCCCCGCCCUAACAAUGGGAGUCGUCCCAAAGGAGGGAAGGGAGGCGACAAGUUUAGGUUCAAAAUAAGUCCAUAGAAACGCAUUGAUCUUAUUUUGGACACAUUUUGGCACGAGUGAAACCUCUCGCUUUGCCUCUUCCUGUCUGCUAUUACAUGAUAUACACAGGCCUAGUUAUUGCAUAUCCCUGUAUUAGCAACAAAACAAAUUAUAAUGUUUAUUCAUGAGGUUUCUGUCUUUCUCUCACAGGAUCCAUCACCACCUUCUGGAAAGAAGUGCGUUUUUCUCUAAUGCUCAAAUUAUUCACACCAAAAGUAAAAGUCUAACUUGAAUGUAAACAGAGGGAAAGAAAUGUUGGUGAUUGUUUUAUUUUUAUUUUCAGUGCCAUUGACUUAAACAACAAUAUCUCUGCCAAGGACACGGAAUCAGAUGAGAGGAAAGUGACCAAGAUGGAGAUACAGGAAGUUGACUUGUUCGCUCCAAUCGAGCAUUCAGAUACGGAGAGGUAGGCUACAAUUGACCCUUCAUUGCAUUAUGAGUUUAUUUAGUGACAAAAACGGUCACUUGGUAUGGGGGUAAAUUGCAUUUCUCUCUAUAACUAGGUCUUACAAAAAAUCCAAGAAAAGUGGGGAUUCACAAAAAGAUGACAAUCACAAGGUACAUGACUAACCUUUUUAUUAUUAUUAUUAUCAAUUAUCAAUGUGAUUGGUGAUGUUGCUUGCCUUGUCUCUCACGUAUGACAAUGUAGCACAAAUCUAGACGUAGCAAAAAGGGACACCACGGGACGGACAAGGAGAAAAACCCUGAGCAGAGAGAAGCUGGUGAAAAAUCAGCUAACAGGUGAACAGCAUUAACUGUCAGGUUCCACGGUAAAAAUGCUUCGUACUUGGCAUAUGGGUGUUGCUAUGCUCUGAGUGAACCAAUCUUUUUGCGUUGGUCAUUUUAAUGGUAAUAUCAAAUAUGUGCCAAAUGGCUAUGCUUUGUGUUAUGGUGGAUUUUAUAGUAGAUUUCCACAAAGCUUUAUUUGGAAACAUUUUCUCUGUCCAUUUGAAAGUCAUGCCUAAACUCUCUCUUAUUUUAUUUUCUCUGUAGGUCCGAUGGCAACUCUAAAAAGAGGAAGCGCAAAGAUUCAUGUGAAAGUGAUGUUCUACCGACAGUUGACAGUAAAAAAGAAACUGGCGUGAAAAAGGAGAAUGCCAAGAAAGAAAGGGAGAAGAAAGAUAUAGGUAGUAAAGACAAAAAGACAACCGAUGAAAAUAAACGUAAAAAGAAUCCAGAAGGAAAAGAGGAAUCUAAGAAGAAGAAGAAAAAAAAUGAUGGAGAUGAGGAUGUGAAGACCAAGAGGGGUGAAAGGAAAGAAGGGGUGAACAGUAAAUGGAAAUGGUAAGUGCGCAAUUAUUUACUCUGUAUUGCAUGUAGUGGGCAAGUAUCAUAUUUGGCUGAAUUUAUAUUUGUUUUUAAAACAGUUUUCCCCUGUUAUAGUGGUUGACAUAAUGAUAUUAAACUAAUUUGUAGCCGGAACCAUUAACAUCGUUUGUUUCUAGGGGGACAGUAUUAAUGGUUGCACACACCUGUACUUUGUUUUGACGGCGUUAUGAAAGUCCUUGGCGCCUGUGAAUCUCAUUCAUUCUAAUCUGGAAUGAACAAAUACAGCAAUGUUUUUGCCAACUUGAUAUAUCAGUCGGUGAAAUGUAAUAGAAGUUGGUCUGUGGUUUACUCAUUACGGUUUUACCGAACUUCUGUAAAGAUUAACGUUAAGCAUGAGCCCAAAGCCAGGUGAGUAAACGAUAGCUAAAGCUGGCAAAUAGCUAACCUUAACUUACUCCAAACCACACAUGAAUAGUAUAGCUAAGUAACGUUGUAUUUGUCAAAACAGUGACAGCCAGGGUAAUGCCAUUUUGGAAGAGUAACCCUAGCUAGCUAACUAGCCACACAUUGUCAAUGUAAAGGGGUACGUUAACUAACGUUACCUUUGCUAGAUCUGGCAUCGAGAUGUGUUGUAUUUUAUCUCUAUUGUAUUGUCUCACUUGUAUUAGAUUUUAAACCUUCAGAAACCUUUUCUGGCUUUCUGUGCUGUAAUGAAAUUGUGAUACGCUUGUUGUCAGGUGGGAGGAAGGUAAUAUCAACAACGGGAACAAAUGGACCACGUUGGAACACAAAGGUCCACUUUUCCCACCAGAAUACGAACCAUUACCCAAUAGCGUGUCUUUCUUUUACAAUGGUGAGUUACUUACAACCAUAUAUUAAUACAUCUUACUCACUCAUCCUCAUAGUUUUCCUGUCUUGUGUUAGGUCUGCUUUGCUGUAAAGCUAACAUUCAACAUUCUGUGUUUUACAGGGAACCCUGUAAAACUGAGUUUGGCUGCUGAGGAAGUAGCCACGUUUUACGCCAAGAUGCUGGACCACGAAUACACAACCAAGAGUUCCUUCCAGGAGAACUUCUUCACCGACUGGAGAGAGGUUAGUCCCACUGAUUAAGUCUAGGCUUGAGUCGAGACUUGCGUUUGCAAUGGAUAACCACAAUUGUUCUUAAGCAGCAUUUCAUGAUGUGUGUGUGUGUGUGUGUGUGUGUGUGAAAGAAUGAAGGUCAAUGUAGCUGUUGACAUUGAGCUCAUCAGUAUUUUACCAAACAGGAAAUGACAGCAGAGGAGAGGGAACAGAUCCAGAAGUUGUCGAAGUGUGAUUUCACACAUAUCAACAAGUACUUCCUGGAGAAGUCUGAGGAGAAGAAGGCUAUGACUAAAGAACAGAAACAGGUAACUUGGCCAAGUAUCAAGAGCUUAGAGCUGCAUCUAUAACAAUAUGUAAAUAUUGAAGUAUCUAGUUCCACUUGCUUUUAAUUUAAUUGAUGGUACUUCGUUCUGCAUAUCCAAGUGAAUCCCCCCCCACCACACUAUUAUUGCAAAUCUGAAAAUCUAUGGACUGCGCUUCUGUUAGGUCCUGAAAGAGGAGACCAACAAGCUGAUGGAGGAGUACGGCUUCUGUGUGCUGGACGGUCACCGGGAGAAGAUUGGGAACUUCCGUGUGGAGCCUCCGGGGCUGUUCCGUGGCCGGGGAGAACACCCCAAGAUGGGCAAACUGAAGAAGAGGAUCCAGCCAGAGGAAAUCACCAUCAACUGCAGCAAGUGAGGGGCCCCGGGAGAGCACUAAGGACAAACAACCUCCCUAUAACUUUAUGGGGCACACAAAGGGGAAUUAGUGGCCUAACUUGUAAAUUUAAACAGCAAAUAUGUACCGAAAGGCAAUAAGCUUGAAAUAAAUAGUGUUUUGGUUGUUUUUCCAGAGGCUCCAAUAUUCCGGUGGCCCCUACCGGCCACAGGUGGAGGAAGGUGCAGCAUGACGACACAGUGACCUGGCUGGCCUCCUGGGUGGAGAACGUCCAGGGCAACUUCAAGUACGUCAUGCUCAACCCCAGCUCCAAACUCAAGGUACGGAGCCUUUCUCUCCAUCUUCCUUUACCUCAGUGGGGAUGUUUUAGUGGAAAAACAAACAAUAUUUGAGGACUUAGAAACCCAAACUUUUGAGAAGAGUCUGAAGACUGAACUCAGUAAAAAGAUGGCAUACAUAUCAAGCCAGUAGCUCAGAAGUCUGUUCAGACUUAGACUGUUUUCCUCUCUGUGCUCAGGGGGAGAAGGACUGGCAGAAGUACGAGGUGGCUCGUAAACUCAAGCUGAAGGUGGAGACCAUCAGGAGGCUGUACCGUGAGGACUGGAAGAACCGAGAGAUGAAGACCAGGCAGAGAGGAGUGGCUCUCUACUUCAUAGACAAGGUACAGACCUCACAACUAUCUUAACUCAGUGUGGUUAACGAAAUGCAAACUCUUUUAGGUAACCUCAAACACGUAUUGUAGAACACUCAUGUGUAUACACUCUGGUUGGGCGAAGUCAAUCUUUGUCCUAUCAUGAUUAUGUGAUAUACGAUGGUAUCAGCUCAGCUAAAACCACCGUUGGGCUAUAGUGCAAAAUUGCAUGCUACAACUGUACGAAUCAAAUCACAUGUUUGCCGCCUCCUCUCUUAAUAAUAUUUAGUCUCUCUCUCAUAAAGCUGAGAAUAGCCUAUUGACUCCGUUCAUUCUUGUUCUUUUUCAAAGCGGCAACUUUAGUACAAAACCUUUUUUAUGUUAUUAGAAUAUUUGUGAAAUAGGCUACUGUUCAUAAUCAUUUAUUUAUCUUAAAGCUUUAAUGAUAGGCCUAGUAGGAGGAAAUGUUAUUGGCCAUUUGGUCAGGUUUUCUUCCGCCCCACACGGAUAAUUUCUUUCUGAAUAAGCUUCAACUUUAUUUAAACUAUAGGCUAUUGAUGUUCACUCUUAUUAGUGCCCUUGCUACCUUACGUUUUAGACUAUUCAGAAUUAGUCCCCUUGCUAAUAGUUUUUAGGCUAUUCAAACAACGUUUUGAGAUUAAACUCCAGAUUAAUUCAUUGUUUGAUGAGGAGAAAGCCAUGCAUGCAUAAAAUGAUGAAAGCAUAUAGCCCAAAGUAAUAUUCAAAAACCUAUUGAAGGGAAUAUAGCCUGCGUUUUUUUUAAACGGCUAGACACAAGAUAGUUAGGAACUGUCCGUUUUAUAAAAGCAAUUAAUAGGUUUAGGCUGUAAGGCCCAUGCAUCCGAGGGAGAAUAUUUUCUGAAUGGACAUUUUGCGCUGCUUUGGUGGAAUUCUCUGUUUUGUCUAGACUACAUUCCACACUUGCGUUCUGUAUAACAUACAGUGCAUUGGGAAAGUAUUCAGACCCCUUGACUUUUUCCACAUUCCACAUUAUUCUAAAAUUGAUUUUUUUUGUUUAUUCCCCCUCAUCAAUCUACACACAAUACCCCCAUAAUGACAAAGUCAAAACAGGUUUUUAGAAAUGUUUGCAACAAAAAAAUGAAUACCUUGUUUACAUAAGUAUUCAAAUCCUUUGCUAUGAGACUCGAAAUUGAGCUCAGGUGCAUCCUGUUUCCAUUGAUGGUCCUUGAGAUGUUUCUUGAAUGAAGUCCACCUGUGGUUAAUUCAAUCGAUUGGAAAUGAUUUGGAAAGGCACACACCUGUCUAUAUGAGGUCCCACAGUUGACAGUGCAUGUCAGAACAAAAACCAAGCCAUGAGGUCGAAAGAAUUGUUCGUAGAGCUCCGAGACAGGAUUGUGUCGAGGCACAGAUCUGGGGAAGGCUGCAAAAAAUGUCUGCAGCAUUGAAGGUCCCCAGGAACACAGUGGCCUCCAUUCUUAAAUCGAAGAAGUUUGGAACCACCAAGACUCUUCCUAGAGCUGGCCGCCCGGCUUAACUGAGCAAUCGGGGGAGAAGGGCCUUGGUCAGGGAGGUGACCAAGAACCCGAUGGUCGUCUAGAGUGGCCAGACGAAAGCCACUCCUCAGUAAAAGGCUCAUGACAGCCCGCUUGGAGUUUGCCAAAAGGCACCUAAAGGACUCUCAGACCAUGAGAAACAAGAUUCUCUGGUCUGAUGAAAGCAAGAUUGAACUCUUUGGCCUGAAUGCCAGGCGUCACAUCUGGAGGAUACCUGGCACCAUCCCUACGGUGAAGCAUGGUGGUGGCAGCAUUAUACUGUGGGGAUGUUUUUCAGUGGCAGGGACUGGGAGACUAGUCAGGAUCGAGGGAAAGAUGAACGGAACAAAGUACAGAGAGAUCCUUGAUGAAAACCUGUUCCAGAGUGGGCCAGCCAGAGCCCGGACUUGAACCCGAUCAAACAUCUCUGGAGAGACCUGAAAAUAGCUGUGCAGCGACGCUCCCCAUCCAACCUGACAGAGCUUGAGAGGAUCUGCAGAGAAGAAUGGGAGAAACUCCCCAAAUACAGGUGAAGCUUGUAGUGUCAUACUCAAGAAGACUCGAGACUGUAAUCGCUGCCAAAAGUGCUUCAACAAAGUAUUGAGUAAAUGGUCUGAAUACUUAUGUAAAUGUGAUAUUUCCGUUUUUUUAAUUUUAAUACUAAUAAUUUCUGUGCAUGUAGCUGGCCCUGCGAGCGGGGAAUGAGAAGGAGGAGAGUGAGACAGCGGACACGGUGGGCUGCUGCUCUCUGAGAGUUGAACACAUCACCCUGCACCAGGAGAAGGGGGGCCAGGAGUUCAUGGUGGAGUUUGACUUCCUGGGCAAAGACUCCAUCCGCUACUACAACGAGGUGCCUGUGGAGGGCAGGGUGAGCGGCACGGUCUAUCACCUGUUACGUCUCCAUUCCUCCAUAUUAUGGGCUGUCGAGCAGGGGUUAAACAUCCAUCUAAUGUGCACAGACAUAUUAUUUGUACACAGGUUUUCAAGAACCUGAAGUUAUUCAUGGAAAACAAGGAGCCUGAGGAUGACCUGUUUGAUAGAAUAAACGUAAGUUGAAGACCCGGUGCCCCUGGUUAUUUCAUGUUUGUCAUGCUUUGCAAAUGCUCUGAAAUGAGUAUAACCCAAGAAUGACUAGCUAGCUAUGUGGUUCACACAGUAGGCGUAUCUGUCUCUUGUUUGUUCUUAGACCACCUACUUGAACAAGCACUUGAACCAGUCCAUGCCGGGGCUGACAGCCAAAGUGUUCAGAACCUUCAAUGCCUCCACCACUCUGCAAGAGCAACUCAACAAGCUCACCACUGGUUGGUCCGCUUCCUUUAGCACCAUCAAUACACUCAGUGCAGGUUUUUGUAGAUCUAGUUUACAAUAGCUGACAAGAUUUCUCCGCUCUGCUCUGGCUGCCCUCUGUGACAUACGUGGCCCUAGUUGUUUUUCUCCACUUGGUCUCGGGCCUAACAACACCUGUGCCAAUAUUUCCUCCAAACCACCGGCUUCUCUGGCAUUAUCACUUGUGUUCUCAGUGUUAUAACUGCAUGAAGCUGUGAAACAUGCAGAUUUAUAGUGACGACAGUACAAUAUUGAAAGACGCCUGUUUUCCUCCACAGCUGACAUGAGUCUGGAGGAGAAACUGCUGUCCUAUAACCGAGCCAACAGAGCUGUGGCCAUUCUCUGUAACCACCAGAGGGCAGCACCCAAGACCUUUGAGAAAUCAAUGCAAAACUUGCAGGACAAGGUAACUGGAAUAGAUAGAUAGAUGUCUGUCUGUCCCUCCUGUGUGUGUGUGUGUGUGUGUGUGUGUGUGUGUGUGUGUGUGUGUGUGUGUGUGUGUGUGUGUGUGUGUGUGUGUGUGUAUUUCCUGGACAGUUUAUUCAGUAACUAGUGCUACUUAUAGUGCCAUUUUAAAACCCUCUAUGCUCCUUUGCAAUAUUGUCUAAUGUUCAGAUCCAUUAUCUUGAUAGUUGAACUUAGCCUUUUUAGUUUUAUUACCAAAUAAGCAUGUACUGCUCGUUCUCUCUUUCUCUCUGAGAACCUGAGCCCUAGGACCAUACGUCAGGACUACCGGGCAUGCUGACACCUUGCUGUCCCCAGUCCGCCUGGCCUUGCUGCUAUUCCAGUUUCAACUGUUCUGCCUGCGGCUACGAAACCCCUACCUGUCCCAGACCUGCUGUUUUCAACUCUUAAUGAUCGGCUAUGAAAAGCCAACUGAGAGACCUGAGCCCUAGGACCAUACGUCGGGACUACCGGCCGUGGUGACUCCUUGCUGUCCCCAGUCCGCCUGGCCUUGCUGCUAUUCCAGUUUCAACUGUUCUGCCUGCGGUUAUGGAACCCCUACCUGUCCCAGACCUGCUGUUUUCAACUCUUAAUGAUCGGCUAUGAAAAGCCAACUGAGAUUUAUUCCUGAUUAUUAUUUGACCAUGCUUGUCACUUAUGAACAUUUUUGAACAUCUUGGCAUGGUUCUGUUAUAACCUCCACCCGGCACAGCCAGAAGAGGACUGGCCACCCCUCAUAGCCUGGUUCCUCUCUAGGUUUCUUCCUAGGUUUUGGCCUUUCUAGGGAGUUUUUCCUAGCCACCGUGCUUCUACACCUGCAUUACUAGCUGUUUGGGGUUUUAGGCUGGGUUUCUGUACAGCACUUCGAGAUAUUAGCUGAUGUACGAAGGGCUAUAUAAAAUAAAAUUGAUUGAUUGAUACUGCAAUUCCCUUUUAACAGUGAAACGUUGUCUAACAUACUCCCUUUUAUUGUUCCAGAUUGCCCAGAAACAGCAACAGUUAGAUGUGGCCAAGAAGGAGCUGAAAGGAGCCAAAAAAGAACACAAGAAGGGAGGAACUGAGAGGACCAGGAGGUGAGUACUUUUUGAUAGGGUGAAACUAACCAGUGAAAUGAGUGAAUCUUGCAGUUGGUCUUUUGACUCAACUGUUACUGACAUGGUAGGAUAACAGCCAGUGGAUUUGACCUUUCAUAACCUAUAAACUGCUUCUACUAUGGCAGCUGGAAGGGCUGUUUCAAACUGCUACUGCAGUGCUUGUUCGGCUAUUGUUUUAACAUCGGACCAUUCUAUUGGUCAAAUUUAAGCCAGGCAAGCUCAAUCAAGCACAGAUACAUUUGAUAUAGUAUUUGACCCAAGGUCUGGUCUCCUGCUCUCCCCAGGCUUGUUGAGAAGAAGGAGUCUGUGGUGAAGAGGCUGGAGGAACAGCUGAAGAAACUCCAGCUGCAGAUGACUGACCGAGAGGAGAACAAGGUCAUCGCUCUGGGCACGUCCAAACUCAACUACCUGGACCCCAGGAUAUCAGUGGCCUGGUAACCACCAUUUAGCCUAACAUUUAUCCUUGACCUCUGUCAGUUCCACAACACAUAUUGUUGCCCUCUAAAAAUAUACUUUUUUCACUUUGUAUUUCUGCAGCAUGUGAUUAUUAUGAUUUUUUUUUUCUUCAUGGCAGGUGUAGGAAAUUCAAUGUGCCAAUUGAGAAGAUCUACAACAAAACCCAAAGAGACAAGUUUGCUUGGGCCAUUGAUAUGACUGAAGAAGAUUUUCAGUUUUGAACUGUGGCGCCCCGUCAGA